Molecule: messenger RNA, 2147 nt
Organism: Scatophagus argus
Lineage: Eukaryota; Metazoa; Chordata; Actinopteri; Scatophagidae
Gene: lysmd3
Product: LysM, putative peptidoglycan-binding, domain containing 3
Exons: 3
Coding region: 265-1248 (327 amino acids)
Biological process (GO): Golgi organization
Cellular component (GO): Golgi apparatus
Source: RefSeq, a predicted model, not a curated record
UGGUACGUCAUUACGCAAAUAUUCUGUUGACGUGGCGUGAGCGGUAGCGGUUCAACAGUAGCUAACAGGUAACUAACAACCGAAGGCAAGGUGAGGUAGAAGCUACUCCGGUGGAACUAUGGGUAUUAUUCAGGUCAACUGAUUGAUCGGUGUUCAGUUUUUAAGGGCAAAAAUACCUCUGAUAUUCUCAAAGAAUAUGCUGCAUAAGUUCACAAUUUGGUACUCAAACUUGGCUGUGCUCUUUCCAACACAGUGAAGAAAAAAAUGUCCAGUAGAAACCAGCACUAUGGGUUCCAGUCAGCCACCAUGGUGCAGUCUGCCAACGGCAGUCACGCCUAUCUGUUUGGAAACAAUGGCUCGGAGAAUGACCUCUCAGAGGAGGAUGGGGAGAACUAUGAGCUGCGGUCACGUGGCAGAGAGAGGCUGCGGAGGGGCACCUCCAGAGAGAGGAUGGAGGACAUUAUCUACCUGACCAGAGAUAUCCAGGAAGGGGACACCCUGAAUAGCAUUGCGCUGCAUUAUCAUUGCUCAGUAUGUCUCCAAGUGGCUGAUAUAAAGCGUGCUAACAAUCUCUUGACAGAGCAGGACUUCUUUGCCCUGCGGUCAGUCAAGAUUCCUGUGAGGCGCUUUAGUGUCCUCACUGAGACUCACACCACUGGACCUCUCAAAUCUGCCUCCCCAUCAGGUACUCAACACGUGCCCACGAACUCUUCCAUUACCUCCCUGCCCACCGAGUCCUCUACAGACUCUUCUUCUUCCACGGACAGUGUGGAAGGAUUCCUCUUGGAGAAGGACAAGGACAUUGAGCAGCUGGUGAAAUCCACAGGUCCGUCUCGGAGCAGCCUCAGUGAGGUUGUGUCCUCCUUAACGCUGCAGCAACAGCAGCCACUGCUAGGAGAAGUCGAGUAUAAACCAGCACAGAGAAAGGACCCUUAUUAUGGGGCAGACUGGGGCAUGAGAUGGUGGACAGCUGUGGCCAUCAUGCUGGUUGUUGGCAUUGUCACACCUGUGUUUUAUCUGCUGUACUAUGAGGUUCUCAUGAAAGCUGACGUUAGCCAUCAUGGCAUUCCCACACAAGCUCCUAGCAGCAUGCCUCAUGGACAACACAAUGACAAUAAUUUUGGAAGAGACAACCACGCAAGGGCUGAACAUGGGAAUCAUGCUGUUAAGGUGGUUAAUCAAGAUCCACAGGGAGCCAAAGUGGACAAAGCAGGGGACAGUGAACAUAGUCAGUUUGAGAAGACAUAGCAGAGACCUAGAAAAAUUGGGUGGAUGUUCCUAGUAUCACUUCUUUUUUUUUUUAACACCAGUUCAGCCUGACUGGGACAGUCCCUUUAUGGCAGGAAUAGCUGAGUGACUAGGAACAAGUGAGUGGCCACAGUCAUUCCUUGUGUCUGUAAUUUUACAUUGGUAUGCUUUACAACAAGGAGUGUAAUUGAGCUAAAAAAAAUAAAAUAGUGUUAUACUUUUCCUAAUAAUUCUGGAUGAAUUUCAGAGUUAUCAUGCUGCUACAUUGUAAGUAAAGUACACACAAGAGUCAGACAGCAACAUUCUAUCCGGUUUUUGUUUAUUCAGUAACAGAACAGUGGCAGCGCCCUGAGAGAAUAAAAAAUUCUGUGGAUGUAGUAUUAAAGCAGUUCUUACUCAGUUUUGUCCAACUGUAUUUUUUUGCUAUGUUAGAAAUAGUGUAUCUUUAAAUGCUAUCGCUGCCACUUUGUGUAAUAUAAUAAUUAAUUUAUUUCAGUACUGCUGAGCAUUAUCCUUUACUUACAAUUACACUUAGUACUUACACACCAGUACUGGAGUUACCAGUUAAAUUAUAUUUCUGAAUUUCCAUGAAAGUUGCUUGAAUUUUUUUUUCUUUGGCUUGUCUGGAGAAAAUUGCUUUUUUUUUUUUUCAUUUCAGAAACCUCCAAGACCAUGCCAAGAAAAAUGGGAAAUGCACAUUAUUCCCUCAAUGACUCAUACUUGUAAUUAUGUGAAAUUUUAGACUUUGUUAUACAGCCCUUUUAUUUUACCACUGUGUUCACUUGACACUUCAUGAAAAAGCAUGCGUUGUUGACAGUAUGUGCCUUUCAAACUGUGGAAAUGUGCUACAGGCUGGGAAAUAAAUACAUCUAUUUUGAAUAAAUUAUUGCCAGUAUGCA